Molecule: messenger RNA, 988 nt
Organism: Cucurbita maxima (winter squash)
Lineage: Eukaryota; Viridiplantae; Streptophyta; Magnoliopsida; Cucurbitales; Cucurbitaceae
Exons: 6
Coding region: 109-897 (262 amino acids)
Biological process (GO): protein import into nucleus
Cellular component (GO): nucleus
Source: RefSeq, a predicted model, not a curated record
UUCGCGGCCGGAAUUGAAAUGUUGAAGGUCACCGCUUCCACAUGAAGAGAGGACUGUUCAUUAGUUGAGGGAAAAUUUCUGUAUCGUAGCGGAAAAGAAGCAGUGAAAAUGGAGGAGAAGGAUCCAGAUUCCGUCACUCAAACGCAUCGUUCUUCGAUUAAGACUCAUCCUCGUUACAACAAUCAUCAGUCAUGGAAGGAGAAGCUGAAGGAGAACUGUUGCAAGAGGGUCAGAGAAGGAAGAAACCGCUUGCUCUGGAAGAUGAGGUCGCCCGGUUAUCUCCAUUCUCUCGAUGAUCGGCAGCAGGAUUUCAUCAGAUCUUCUUUUCAAGAUAUAUUUUCUGAUGAGCUGAAAAAGAUUAAAGACGAAGCUGAGAAUGAAUGUUAUAAGAAUUUAACCUCUGCUCCCGAGUCUGAUGAUGCUCUUUGGGAAUAUGAGGGGCUUCAUGAUGCUUAUGCAGGUGAAGGUGAAGAAAUUUUGUUGGAAAUGCAAAGGAUUUUCUAUGAGGAUUUGAAUGUUGAUCUGAAACAAAAAGAAUCUGAAGGCCCUAUUGUAACAUGGGAAGACGAAGAAGACAAGUUCUUAGCCCGUGCAGUUUACGAACAUAUGCAACUCAACAGUGAGAAGGAUCUUGGGAAGUUAUGGUGUCCUAUUUGUAAACAAGGAGAUCUGCAAGAGAACAAACACUUCAUACAUUGCACUCACUGUGGAGUUCAGCUUAACAAAGGCAAUGAGGUUACUCUGGACCUCCUCCGUUCCCGAUUGGCCGAUGUGCAUGCUGAACAUCUCGAUCGAGGUUGCAGGUUGAAACCUAUGUUUUGUGUUGAGAGUAGAUUUAACAUAACUGCAUUAUAUAUCUCUUGUAAAAGCUGCAACACAUUUGAGGUUGUCAUAUAGCAUUGUUAAGAAGCAGAUCCCUUCAGGCUCAGUUGUGUGAUUAAAAUUGGUUUUAUUAGUUAUGACAGAAUGAUUACCAACAUUUUUGAUG